UGAGCUCAUAGUUCUAUCUCAAAGCCCCCUACAUCAUCAUUGCCCCGGUGCAAACAUAUGCAAGAGUUGAUGGUAGAGACCCCAUGCUUAGCUGAGAACACCAGGCUGUGUUCCUCCCUCCCCCACCCCCCACAGGCCUGAAUCCAAACCUGGGACCCAGGAGGGGAAAGCAGCUAUGGAAACAGUCAAAGGUCUGUGAGUCACUCACAUCCUCUCCUCCCUCUCUCUUGUCUUCGUCCAGGGCGGCACAAUGGAGAGGAAAUGCCAGCAAUAAUCGCUAACAGGAGAGUUAGUCUCCACGCUGGAUAACAUAGCCAGUAUGGGAUGUGCUUCACCUCCUGGCCAGGCAAUCUGACCACCAUAGACUGGACCUCCAGGAGCCUUGGGCAAGUGACUUAUGCUCAGUGUUCUCUCCUGUGAAAUGGAUACAUUGACCUGCACUAUGGGAACUUCCUGUCACCCUCAGGACAGGGGACGGGACCUGGACACCUACAGCUCCCUGCAGCACCUAUCAUGAACCAAGAAACUAGGAUUGGCCCCUCAUGGAUCCUUUUAGCCAACAGCAGGACGGCGGGAACCUGUGGAGCUGUCUUGUGAGUCUGCUCAGCAGGCAUCCAGAAUGGCUGAGCACCAAGAUGCGGCUCUUCCUCCCUACCGUGGAGCUGAGCUCCAGUGAUGAUGCCCCAGAUGUGGAGCAAUGGGUCACCCAGCAACUCAGCAAGCUGCACGCCCAAGGGCGGGACACCUGGCAAUCGCUGGUGCACUGUGUGUGCAUGGAGCUGGAGGUGCCUCUGGAGCUGGAGGUGCUUCUGCUGAGCACUUCGGGCUGUGACCGAGAUGAGUUCCCCGGGCAGCUGGGAGCUGAUGAGGAGAGGCAGCCUGGAGCUCCACUGCACCAUGGCCUCAAGCAUCCUCAUCAGAGCUGUGAGUCCUUGCUGAGCCCCAAGUACUACAGGAAACAGCAGCUAGCAGAGUUGGCCAGAAAAUACUUGGAGCUCCUAAGGGCAUUCGUCCACCAGCACUAUGACAGCAAAUUCUCGGGGCCAGGGCAGACCCUUACCACCUACCAAUACUACAUCCCCUCCAUCCUACAAUGGAGCCGGGCUACAGCACCCUUGAACACCCCAGAGAGGCCCAUCGCCAGGGACAUCAACCCAGAAGAUGGCAGCGAUGUAGACAUCCAGGAACUCUUCAACUUCAGGGCCCACAAGGGCCCACAAGUGACAGUGCUCUUGGGAAAGGCCGGCAUGGGCAAGACCACACUGGCCCGGAGGCUCUGCCGGAAGUGGGCUGCUGGCCAGCUAGACCACUUCCAGGCCCUGUUCCUUUUUGAGUUCUGCCAGCUCAACCUGAUCAAACACUCUUUGACGCUGCCCCAGCUCCUUUUUGAUCUGUACCUGAGCCCCAAAUCAGGCUCUGACGCUGUCUUCCAGUACCUAGAGGAGAAUGCUGAUAGAGUCCUGCUGAUUUUUGAUGGGCUGGAUGAGGCCCUGCACUCCUGUUCUGACAAGGAGACCCUGGGCCCGGACGGCUCAGCUUCAGUCUUCACCCUCUUCUCUAAUCUCUGCCGUGGAACCCUCCUACCUGGCUGCUGGGUGAUCGCUACCUCCCGUCCAGGGAAGCUGCCCACUUGCCUGCCCAAAGAGGCAGCUGUGGUCCACAUGUGGGGCUUCGAUGGGCAGCGGGUGCAGGAGUACAUGAGCCACUUCUUCAGUGAGCAGCCUUCUAAAGAGAUGGUCCUGGAAGAGCUUCAUGCAAAUGGGCGUCUCCGGGGCAUGUGCGCGGUCCCUGCCCUGUGCCGAGUCACCUGCCUCUGCCUCCACCAUCUGCUCCCCCGAACCCCCGUGGGCCAGUCGGCAGCCCUCCUGCCCACGGUGACUCAGCUCUACCUGCAGAUGGUCCUUGCCCUCUGCCCCUGUGAGGAUCUUCCCGCUGCGUCCCUGCUGGGCCUGGGGGAGGUGGCCCUCGCAGGCCUGGACUCCGGAAAGGUUGUCUUCUGUUCGGAGGAUAUUCCUCCAGCCUUGGUGACUUUUGGAGCCACCCACAGCUUUCUGACCUCCUUCUACAUCCGCACAAGCCCCAGGCUCCAGGAGACGGGCUAUGCAUUUGCCCACCUCAGCCUGCAGGAGUUUUUUGCUGCCUUGUACCUGAUGGCCAGCCCUGUGGUGGACAGAGACACACUCACUCGCCAUGUCACCCUUCGUUCCUACUGGGUGCUGAGGACCAAAGGUAAAGUGGGCCUCUCAGACCAGCUCCCCACCUUCCUGGCUGGCCUGGCAUCUCACACGUGCCGUCCAUUCCUCAGCCACCUGGCCAAGAGGAAUGAAGCCUGGGUGGGCGCCAGGCAGGCUGCUGUUGUGCAGGUGCUGAGGAAAUUGGCCACCCAUAAGCUCACCGGGCCGAAGGUGGUGGAGCUGUGUCACUGUGUAGCUGAGACCCAGGAGGCUGAACUGGCCAGCCUCAUGGCCCAAAACCUCCCUGACCAUCUGCCCUUCCACAAUUUCCCACUGAGCUUCACAGACCUGGCUGCCCUGAUGGACAUUCUGGAGCACAGAGCUGACCCUCUGCACCUGGAGUUUGAAGGCUGCCUGCUGGAGCCCCACUGCCCGGAGGCUCUGAUAGGCUGUGGGCGGGUAGAGUCUCUCAGCUUUAAGAGCAGGAAGUGUGGUGACGCAUUUGCUGAAGCAUUGUCCAGGAGCUUGCCUACCAUGGGGAGCCUGCAGAGGCUGGGGUUAGUGGGAAGCAAGGUCACAGCCCGUGGCAUCAGCCACUUGGUGCAGGCUUUGCCCCUGUGUCGACAUCUGGAGGAGGUCAGUUUACAGGAUAACCAGCUCAAAGACCAGGAGGUGCUGGACAUCGUGACGGUGCUCCCUUGCCUGCCAAGGCUCUGCAAGCUUGACCUGAGCAGAAACAGCUUCUCUGUGUCAACUCUACUCCAGUUGGUGAAGGUGGCAGUCACAUGUCCUAAUGUCACAAUGCUGCAGGCCAGGGAGACAGAGCUCAUCUUUGUUCUUUCUCCGCCCAUGGAGUCAGAUGUGGAGCUGUGGAGAGCUCCAGACCUCCAGGAAAAUGUCAGCCCAAAAAGAGAGACUCUGGACAGAAGGCUGACACUCAGGCUCCAGAAAUGUCAGCUCAGGGACUGCGAUGUGCAAGUCCUCAUAGAGCUGCUCCGGGAAGGACCGCACCUGGAGGAAGUGGACCUCUCAGAGAACCAUCUGGAAGAUGAAGGCUGUCAACUCCUGGCAGAGGCUGUACCCCAGCUGCACAUCACCAAGAAGUUGGACCUCAGUAACAACAGACUCUCCACAUCCGGUGUGGCUUCCGUGCUGAGGGCUGUGGACACGUGCCGGAGCCUGGCAGAGCUGCACAUCAGUCUGCUGCACAAAGCUGUAGUCCUGAUGUUUGCCCAGGAGGCAGGGGAGCAGGAGGGAUCCUGGGAAAGUGCUGCACUUCUCCACAGCCGCUCACCCCUGGGGGCCUCGGAGCUGCCCUCCAGCUCCCGAGACAUCAGGCUGACGCACUGCGGCUUCCAGGCCAAGCACAUACAGAAGCUCUGCAAGAUCCUGGGGGGAUACCGGCGCCCCCACCACCCUGUCCAGCUGCGUCAUCUCGACCUAUCAGGCAACGCCCUGGGAGAUAAUGGGGUGGCUCUCUUGGCCCAGCUGCUCCCAGGCCUGGGGCCCCUGCAAUCCUUGAACCUCAGCGAGAAUGGUACGUCCCUGGCCACGGUGCUCAGCUUGGCCCAGUGCAUGGCUACCCUGCCAUGGGUUUUCCACGUGGACAUCAGCUUUGAGAACCAGCACAUCCUCCUGACAGGAAACAAGACAGGAAGGGGUGUAUUGGCUGCUGGACCUUUUCCAGAGCUCCGGGCAGGAACCCAGAUCUCGGGGUUCGGCCAGCGCUGCAUCACCAGGAGCUUCUGCCUCAAGGAGUGUCCACUGAACCCCCCCAGCCUCACUCGGCUCUUCCACUCUCUAGAGGCGUGCCCAGGGCCACUGGAAAUUCGGUUGUCCUGCAAGGCCCUGAGUGACAAGAGCCUGGAGACCUUGCUGCCUUGCUUGUCCCGGAUGCCCCAGCCAAGCCUGCUGCAGCUGAGCCAGAAGCAGCCAUCGCCUCGGAGCCCCUGGCUGCUGGCUGGCAUCCUCCCCCUGAGCCCUCGGCUUCGGAAGCUGGAGAUCAGGUCCCUGAAUCAAGCAACCCUACACUUCGGAUGCAAGGAGGAGCCACAAGGCCUGGACUGUGGGUUCCCGGGCUGCAGCCUCGGCCCAGUACAUGUGGAGCAGCUGUGCCACUUGCUGGGCAGGUGUAAAGCCCUCAGCCACCUGGACCUGGACGCAAACCUGCUGGGCGACCAGGGGCUCAGCGCUCUCCUGGAGCUCCUGCGGCAGACCCCCCUCUCGGGGUGGCUUGACUUGAGUCACAAUGGCAUCUCUCAGGAGGGCGUGCUGAGCCUGGUGGAGAAUCUGCCUGCCAACCCUCGCGUCCGGGAGGCCUUGGUGAACCUGGGCCCCGAGCAGCUCUUCCAGCUUCGCUUCUCCAGGCAGGAGGCGACGUGUGGAGUGACACUGAGGCUGAGCCACUGCCACUUGAGGACGGAGCACAUACCCAGACUGGCUGCUGGCUUGAGCCACACCCCCCAGCCCACGGAGCUCACGCUCACCGAGGACAGCUUGGACCUGACACAGCUGGCAGUGCUCCUGAGCCGGGUGAAGCGUCCAGCAGGGGUGCUGGGGCUCAGGCUCGAGGAGCCCUGGGUGGGCAGCGCCAGCGCCAACGUGCCCGACCUGCUGAGAGUCUGCGCCCAGGCCUCGGGCCACGUCACCGAGAUGAGCACCUCCGAGACACAGCUGUGGCUGCAGCUGGAAUUCCCUCGGGAGGAAGAGGAUCCCCAGGGGGCCCUCAGGCUGGGACCCCCCAUAGACCCCGGGACCCCACACCACCAUCUCACCACACAGCUGAUGGAGACAUGUGGCAGGCUGCGGCAGCUCAGCUUGUCCCAGGUUAACCUGUGCCGCGAGGAUAUCACCAGCUCCGGGCUGCUGCUGAGCCUCCUGCCAGCCCUCUCUGAGCUGCAAACCUUCCGGCUGACCUCCAGCUGCGGGAGCUCCGAAGGCCUCAUCCACCUGGUGUCCGGCCUGAGUAGCUGCCACCAUGUGGAGGAGCUGGACUUCUCCAACUGUCAGUUCGGUGAGGAGGGCAUCUGGGUGCUGAUGGCGGCCCUGGAGGGAAAGCGCAGGCUGAAGAGGCUCCGACUGAAUGAGAACAGCAUUGGUGACACAGGCUGCUGUCACCUCUCCCAGGCUCUCAGAGCUUCUGGCAGCUUGGAGGAGCUGGGCUUGAGCCACAACCAGAUUGGAGACAUUGGAGCCCAGCACAUAGCUGCCGCCCUGCCAGAGCUGCCUGAGCUCAGGAAGAUAGACCUCUCAAGGAACGGCAUCAGCCCAGUGGCAGGAGCCCAGCUAGCAGAAUCGCUCACCCUCUGCCAGCACCUGGAGGCGCUGAUGCUUGGCUACAAUGCUCUGGGGGAUCCCACGGCCCUGCAGCUGGCUCAGGGGCUGCCGCCGCACCUGCGGGUCCUCCACCUGCCAUGCAGCCAUCUGGGCCCAGAGGGGGCACUGAGCCUGGGCCGGGCCCUGGAUGGACACCCACAUGUGGAAGAGAUCAACUUGGCAGAGAACAACCUGGCCAAGGGUACCCCACUUUUCUACAAGGGACUCCCACAGCUCAGGAGGAUUUCCUUGGUUUCCUGCAAAAUCCAUGACCAGACUGCCAAACCCCUGGCCACCAGCUUCAUGCUCUGCCCAGCCCUGGAAGAAAUACUGCUGUCCUGGAAUCUCCUUGGGGACGCAGCGGCUGCAGAGCUGGCCCGGGUCCUGCCUCAGAUGGGCCAGCUGAAGAAAGUAGACCUGGAGAAGAAUCAGAUCUCGGCCCGUGGAGCCUGGCUUCUGCUUCAAGGGCUGGCCUGGGUGGCUGGCGAGCCGGUCAUCCGCCUCUGGAACAAUCCUAUCCCCGCUGACAUGGCCGAGCAUCUGCAGAGCCAGGAGCCCAGGCUGAACUUUGCCUUCUUUGACAAGCAGCCCUGAGCCUCCUGCAGCCCGUGAUGGGGCGCUCUGGACUCUUGGGCUCCAGCCAAAUGACGCCAGCGUCGUCACCCACCAGGGGUGGAAGGCUGGCGCCC
This is a messenger RNA of Perognathus longimembris pacificus (Pacific pocket mouse), 6178 nucleotides long. It is a transcript of the gene Nlrc5, whose product is annotated as NLR family CARD domain containing 5. The transcript has 49 exons. The coding region runs from base 543 to 6083 and encodes 1846 amino acids. The record is from RefSeq and is a predicted model, not a curated record. Gene Ontology annotation, molecular function: protein binding. NCBI's taxonomy places the organism in Eukaryota, Metazoa, Chordata, Mammalia, Rodentia, Heteromyidae.